This is a messenger RNA of Herpailurus yagouaroundi (jaguarundi), 1819 nucleotides long. It is a transcript of the gene ASCC1, whose product is annotated as activating signal cointegrator 1 complex subunit 1. Bases 202 to 1299 code for a protein of 365 amino acids. Gene Ontology annotation, cellular component: nucleus. The transcript has 10 exons. Lineage: Eukaryota; Metazoa; Chordata; Mammalia; Carnivora; Felidae. Gene Ontology annotation, molecular function: RNA binding. The record is from RefSeq and is a predicted model, not a curated record. Gene Ontology annotation, biological process: regulation of DNA-templated transcription; DNA alkylation repair.
CCCCCCCCCAACCUUACCGUGGUUUUGCUUGGAGUCCUGGAGUUCCUUUCUCUUCAGUCGUUUUGGUGUACUCGCUUUUUUUUUUUUUGUUCGCUUUAUGAUUCGGGGCGUUAGCUUCCCCCACGACAUUUCAGGCCUUCUGCUCUCCUCUCUCCAGGCUACCACGAGGAUUUCACUAGAGAACUAUUGGGAAAAAGUAUCAUGGAAGUUCUGCGCCCACAGCUUAUAAGACUUGGUGGACGGAUUUACAGAAAAAAUCCCAUCCAAGAACAGACUUAUCAACAUGAAGAAGAAGAUGAAGACUUCUGUCAAGGCUUCAUGGAGUGUGCAGAAGAGCCCUGUGAUGCCUACGAGGUGGUGCAGACCCAGCAAGGUUUCCGGUGUACCGUGAAGGCCCCCAGCCUGCUCUACAAGCAUAUAGUUGGAAAGAGAGGGGACACUAGGAAGAAACUAGAAGUGGAAACCAAAACUUCUAUUAGCAUUCCUAAGCCUGGACAAGAAGGAGAAAUUGUAAUCACUGGACAGCAUCGAAGUGGUGUUAUUUCAGCCCGAACUCGGAUCGAUGUUCUUUUGCUCACUUUUAGAAGAAAGCAGCCCUUCACUCACUUCCUUGCCUUUUUCCUCAAUGAAGUUGAGGUUCAGGAGCGAUUCCUGAAGUUCCAAGAGGAAGUACUGGAGAAGUGCUCCAUGGAUCAUGGGGUUGAUAGCAGCAUUUUCCAGAAUCCCAGAAAGCUUCACCUAACUAUUGGAAUGUUGGUACUUUUGAGUGAGCAAGAGAUCCAGCAGACGUGUGAGAUGCUACAGCAGUGUAAAGAGGAAUUCAUUGAUGACAUUUCUGGGGGCAAACCCUUAGAGGUAGAGAUGGCAGGGAUAGAAUACAUGAACGAUGAUCCCGGCAUGGUGGAUGUUCUUUAUGCCAAAGUCCAUAUGAAAGACGGCUCCAACAGGCUGCAAGAAUUAGUCGAUCGAGUGCUGGAACGUUUUCAGGCGUCUGGACUAAUAGUGAAAGAGUGGAAUAGUGUGAAACUCCAUGCUACAGUCAUGAACACUCUAUUCAGGAAGGACCCCAAUGCUGAAGGCAGGUACAAUCUCUACACAGCGGAUGGCAAAUACAUCUUCAAGGAAAGAGAAUCAUUUGAUGGCCGAAACAUUUUAAAGGAAACAAACAUGUACAAACUAAGAAAUGAUAGGCUUCACAGAUCAUGUGAACAGAGGAAAGCAGGAUGGUUGGAUUUUAUCUGUCAUGGAAGCCUUGGCUUUGACCUAUUAAAAAAACAAAAUUCAACUGAGUACAUUUAAAGAUCUGAUUGACUUUAUUAAAUGAUUCAUGAAUCCGGCAGCAAUAUAUCCUUGCAGAUAAAAAGGAGCUCCAAGGAGACGUACAAAAUGGAAGGCUUUUAUUGGAAGAAGGGAGUUGGGUGCGAAAAAGCAGUUUCUAGCAAAGAAUGGUUUGUUUCAGGCAAGGUCACCUUCCUUUAGGGUGAAGGCAGGGGUCUGUCAAGCAGAUGACCUCGCCAGUACUUACCAGGUAAUUCCAGAUUGGUGAAAGGUCACAUUCCUGGGAGAGGCUGAAACUGUAGUGAGGUUAGUUAUUAAGUCUUUGCUGGCAUCGGGCUUAGCAUAGGUGACUCCAUUUGGGGCCUGCUUUUAUUUGUUUACUUUUUAACAGAGCAAAAAUGUUUCAUCUUGAUAAUCCACACUUCUGUCUUUACUUGGUGAAAGGAAAGGUUUGUUCACUUUUCUAAAGAUACUGGGAGUAUUCGGUGAAGGAUAGCAGCUGCGUGCACAACAGUUUUCAAAUGUUGUAUUUAUACUUACU